Molecule: messenger RNA, 1443 nt
Organism: Delphinapterus leucas (beluga whale)
Lineage: Eukaryota; Metazoa; Chordata; Mammalia; Artiodactyla; Monodontidae
Gene: METTL1
Product: methyltransferase 1, tRNA methylguanosine
Biological process (GO): RNA (guanine-N7)-methylation; tRNA methylation
Cellular component (GO): tRNA methyltransferase complex
Molecular function (GO): tRNA (guanine(46)-N7)-methyltransferase activity
Source: RefSeq, a predicted model, not a curated record
GCUGGGUGCGGGUCUGGCCUUGCCAGCCCAGUUAAAGACCAGCGGCCCGGAGGCGCCCUCCCGCGCGGCCCCUCUGCGUUCCUCCCUGCCCAGCCCAUUAGAAUUCACUCCUGGAGCUUUAAGGGGUGGGCUCUGCUCACUACGUGCCUUCGUGCGUCAUUCUCGUGCGCCCUGAGCCUCGGUCGUGGUCCACGUGGGUUCGGUGGAUAAACCCGGGCUGGGGAUCAUGGCGGGAACCGAGACUGGGGACGCUGCAGCAGGAGCCGAGGCCCCUCAGCCUCAGAAGCGCUACUAUCGGCAGCGGGCUCACUCCAACCCCAUGGCGGACCAUACGCUGCGCUACCCUGUGAAGCCAGAGGACAUGGAUUGGUCUGAGCUAUACCCAGAGUUCUUUGCUCCACUGACUCAAAAUCAGAGCCACGAUGACCCAAAAGAUAAGAAAGAAAAGAGAGCUGAAGCCCAAGUGGAGUUUGCAGACAUAGGCUGUGGCUAUGGCGGCCUGUUAGUGGAACUGUCACCGCUGUUCCCAGACACGCUGAUUCUGGGUCUGGAGAUCCGGGUGAAAGUCUCAGAUUAUGUGCAAGACCGGAUUCGGGCCCUACGAGCGGCUCCUGGAGGUGGUUUCCAGAACAUCGCCUGUCUCCGUAGCAAUGCCAUGAAACACCUUCCUAACUUCUUCCGCAAGGGCCAGCUGACAAAGAUGUUCUUCCUCUUCCCUGACCCACAUUUCAAGCGGACAAAGCACAAGUGGCGAAUCAUCAGUCCCACGCUGCUGGCAGAAUAUGCCUACGUGCUGAGGGUCGGGGGGCUGGUAUAUACCAUAACUGAUGUGCUGGAGCUACAUGACUGGAUGUGCACCCAUUUUGAAGGGCACCCCCUGUUUGAGCGCGUGCCUCUGGAGGAGCUGAGUGAAGAUCCCAUUGUGGGACAUCUGGGCACCUCGACCGAGGAGGGAAAGAAAGUUCUACGCAAUGGAGGAAAGAAUUUCCCAGCUAUCUUCCGAAGAAUACAGGAUCCCACCCUCUAGGCAGUGACCCCCAAUCCUACCCUUCCUGAUCACUGACUUUGCCUUUGCUGACUUUGCCUUAGUUGGACCCCAUCUUCCAGGGACUGGAAAGAAGACUGGGCCCUUGGACCUUCCGAGCUGAGCCUGCUAGGGCUGAGCGGCAACAGUCUCUCAAAGAAGUUGAGGAGCUGCCCAGGGCAGAACCCUGGAGUUCAUGACCACCCCUGACUCCUCUCACCUUCUUACCCUUCCAGUGGCAGCAGAAAGCAAAAGCAGCUGACUGGGAAGGUCAAAAGACCUUGGACCAGAAGGGAUCUUUGGAAGGGAGUGGAAUCUUGCUCUCCCUUAGCAGUCCCUUCUCCUGGGAUUUCUCCUUCUCAGCUGGAGUGAAGAACGCAGUUCUCCACUGUCCAUCUAAACUGCCUUCUAAGCUCAAA